Messenger RNA from Nyctereutes procyonoides (raccoon dog), 1603 nucleotides. It is a transcript of the gene HTR6, whose product is annotated as 5-hydroxytryptamine receptor 6. Gene Ontology annotation, cellular component: dendrite; membrane. The record is from RefSeq and is a predicted model, not a curated record. Lineage: Eukaryota; Metazoa; Chordata; Mammalia; Carnivora; Canidae. The coding region runs from base 1 to 1323 and encodes 440 amino acids. The transcript has 3 exons. Gene Ontology annotation, biological process: G protein-coupled receptor signaling pathway, coupled to cyclic nucleotide second messenger; chemical synaptic transmission. Gene Ontology annotation, molecular function: neurotransmitter receptor activity; G protein-coupled serotonin receptor activity.
AUGGUCCCCGAGCCCGGCCCUGCCAGCAACAGCACCCCGGCCUGGGGCUCGGGGCCGCCGUCGGGGCCCGCGGGCAGCGGCUGGGUGGCGGCCGCGCUGUGCGUGGUCAUCGCGCUGACGGCGGCGGCCAACUCGCUGCUCAUCGCGCUCAUCUGCACGCAGCCGGCGCUGCGCAACACGUCCAACUUCUUCCUGGUGUCGCUCUUCACGUCGGACCUGAUGGUGGGGCUGGUGGUGAUGCCCCCGGCCAUGCUGAACGCGCUGUACGGGCGCUGGGUGCUGGCGCGCGGCCUGUGCCUGCUCUGGGCCGCCUUCGACGUCAUGUGCUGCAGCGCCUCCAUCCUCAACCUGUGCCUCAUCAGCCUGGACCGUUACCUGCUCAUCCUCUCGCCGCUGAGCUACAAGCUGCGCAUGACGCCCCCGCGCGCCCUGGGGCUCGUCCUGGGCGCCUGGAGCCUGGCGGCGCUCGCUUCCUUCCUGCCGCUGCUGCUGGGCUGGCACCAGCUGGGCCGCGCGCGGGCCCCUGCCCCGGGCCAGUGCCGCCUGCUGGCCAGCCUGCCCUUCGUCCUCGUGGCGUCGGGCCUCACCUUCUUCCUGCCCUCCGGCGCCAUCUGCUACACCUACUGCAGGAUCCUGCUGGCCGCGCGCAAGCAGGCGGUGCAGGUGGCCUCCCUCACCACGGGCACGGCCGGCCAGGCCUUGGAGACGCUGCAGGUGCCCAGGACCCCACGCCCAGGGAUGGAGUCAGCCGAUAGCAGGCGUCUGGCCACCAAGCACAGCAGGAAGGCCUUGAAGGCCAGUCUCACACUGGGCAUCCUGUUGGGCAUGUUCUUUGUGACCUGGUUGCCCUUCUUUGUGGCCAACAUAGUCCAGGCUGUGUGCGACUGCAUCUCCCCAGACCUCUUCGAUGUGCUCACGUGGCUGGGUUACUGUAACAGCACCAUGAACCCCAUCAUCUACCCACUCUUCAUGCGGGACUUCAAACGGGCCCUGGGCAGGUUCUUGCCAUGUCCCCACUGCCCCAGGGAGCGCCGGGCCAGCCUUGCCUCACCCUCUAUGCGAACCUCUCACAGCGGCCCCCGGCCAGGCCUGAGCCUGCAGCAUGUGUUGCCACUGCCUCUGCCACCUGACUCCAAUUCUGACUCAGGCUCGGGUUCCGGUGGCUCCUCAGGCCAGCAGCGCACGGCCCAGCCCCUGCUGCCUAGAGAGGCCCCCCGGGAGCCCCCGCCCUCCACCAGGGUUGCAGCUGUAGUCAAUUUCUUCAACAUCGAUCCUGUCGAGCCCCAGCUGCAGCUGCACCCACUUGGCGCUCCCACGAACUGACACGGGCUUGGAGCUGGUCAGUGGAGCGCUGGACUAGAUGGGAUGAAGUCCCCAAAGGCCUUGGACCAGCUCUUGGCUAAGGCUGGGAGGCUGCAGGUCUCCUGGGAGCCCUCUGAGUUCCAGUGGGGUGCACUGACCCAGCCCCCACUGCCCGCCCACUGGGAAAACAGCUGGCUCAGAUAAAAUUUUCUCCAGGAUGCUCUUGCUGAGUGUGACCUGUGGGUGUGUGUGGAGGUGGCUGGAGGGCUCUGGCAGAGGGGAAAAGGACCUCUCGGUUCAA